Messenger RNA from Rubroshorea leprosula, 1053 nucleotides. NCBI's taxonomy places the organism in Eukaryota, Viridiplantae, Streptophyta, Magnoliopsida, Malvales, Dipterocarpaceae. The record is from the annotation of a GenBank genome assembly.
CUUCCCCCCUCCAAAAAAAAAAAAAGGGGGGGUUGGGGGGGGGGGGGGGGGGGUUGGUGGGUUGUAGUGGAAGUUUAGGAGGUCUGUGAAAUCUUAGAAAAAUCAAAACUUGACGCUCAAUCCAGCUUCUCUGAAGAUCAGCAUCAUGUCAGGUGGCAUCGCGCGUGGCCGUCUCACAGAGGAGCGAAAGGCCUGGCGGAAGAAUCAUCCCCACGGUUUUGUGGCUAAACCGGAGACUGCUCCAGAUGGGACCGUGAAUUUGAUGGUUUGGCACUGUAUUAUACCAGGCAAAGCCAAGACUGAUUGGGAGGGUGGAUACUAUCCUCUCACGCUAAACUUCAGUGAAGAUUACCCUAGCAAACCCCCAAAGUGCAAGUUUCCACAGGGUUUCUUCCACCCUAAUGUCUAUCCAUCCGGAACUGUGUGUCUGUCUAUUCUUAAUGAGGACUAUGGUUGGAGACCUGCCAUUACUGUAAAGCAAAUAUUAGUGGGCAUUCAGGAUUUGCUGGAUCAACCAAAUGCCAAUGAUCCUGCCCAAACUGAUGGAUAUCAGCUAUUUGUCACGGAUCCUGAAGAGUAUAGACGAAGGGUGCGACAGCAAGCCAAGCAGUAUCCACCCCUUGUCUAGUGAAAGGCUUGUUUCACUACAUAUAAUAAACUGAUUACUUGGUUGCUUAACAUUUUCUAUAUCGAAGGCUCUUAUCUAGUCUAGAGUGAUUUUGUUACUGGCUCCUUGUUGGUCUGCCAAUUUUAGUUUUGAUGGAUGUUACUCGUGAAGUUGUGAUAGUGCCUGCUCUGUUGGUUUGGCAACAGUCGCAACUUUCUGCCAUGGCUAUGCUUUAUAACCUUAAAUGUUCAGAUUCUGGCAAUUGCAAAGUACAUAUACUUGCAAUAAAAAUAAACAAAUGUAAUAAAUUCUUAUAUGUUGUGUUGAUGUCAUUGUGCUGAAAAGGUGAGGUUAGUCUUGCUCAACAGGUUUCCCUUUUCUUUUUACAAUCAUUGCCACAGGGUAUCAUAUGCUAUGAUGUGGAUGAAUAGAAAUAUGAUAAUUGU